Messenger RNA from Rotaria sp. Silwood1, 1230 nucleotides. NCBI's taxonomy places the organism in Eukaryota, Metazoa, Rotifera, Eurotatoria, Philodinida, Philodinidae. The record is from the annotation of a GenBank genome assembly.
AUGGAACAUGAAUUAUAUAUGAAUAAGUGGUGUAAUGAUACUCAAUUCAAUACUGAUGCAAUGCUUAUCCAACAAACACCACCAUCGUCACCAAAUAAAAAUUUACAAGAUGAUUCUGAUAAUGAUUCUCUUACAGAUGUAUCAAGUAUUAUUGAAAUAAAAUCAUCAUUGAUGAAUCAUGAUCAAACAUCAAAAUAUAAUAAUGCGUCCAUGGAAUGUAAGUCAACGAUGCAAAACGACACUUCAACACAUGAUCAAUAUGUACCUGAUGAUCAAUUACUUCAAUCAUUAGUUAACUAUGCAAAUAGUUUUAAUUUAGACGAAACUUUGUAUUCAAUAAUACAUUUAAAAAAUCAAUCAGAUGCUACCAAUUCAAAUGAACAAUCAUCAACAAAUUAUGUACCAUCAUUAUUUGAAAAUGAUAGAUUAAGACAGCAUAACUAUUGCGAAGAUCUAAGACAUGACGCUCAAUCAACAAUGAUAAUCAAACAUGAUUCAACUAAAUCAAUACCCUCUCAUUUUUUUUCUCUGAAAAAAAGUGAAGAUGACGAUAAUAAUGAUAAACAUAGUGAUGAUAAUUCAACAGUUAUGGAUGAAUCAAAAUUUGAUUGGGAAUAUUUAUCUAAUCCAAUAGAUUGUUCGAAUAAAUCAUCAACAAAUUUAUUUGAAAAUUAUCAAAAAACGACUAAUCUUAAUGAGACAAAUUCAAAUUAUAUAGAAGAUUUUCAAGAACUAUCUUCAGCUAGUUCGGCAAAUAACAUAUCAUCUUCAUCAAUUAUUAUUCGUGUAAAAACUAAAGAUCCUGCUAUUCAACAAAAUAAAGACAAUCAAUUCUUGCAUCCACAUACUUCAUUAAUAAAACCAGUUCCAAUUAUCAUUCGAGAAAUUUGUCAUAAACCUUCUCCUUGUGAUCGAUCAAUAUCAAACCAUGAUUCACAAACAGUAUCAACUGCUGCUAAUGAAUUUUAUCCAAUUUCGAAAUCAAUUAUCAAGCCAAAACAUAAAAUAAUCUAUAAACCAAUACCACUAACACGACAUGAACAUCAUACAGAUGAACAAUCGAGAAAAAUUAUUAUUGAAUACGAUCAAAUCAAUGUUACCGUUAAUAAAAAUAUCAAACAAAGAAAAGAAAUCAAACGUGUUAAUCCAAAUCAAUAUAUUCAAGAAUAUGGAAAUUCAUUGUACACAAAUGAAGUCUUUCAAAACCUACUAACAAAUAUUAUAGCAUAA